AUGGCCGCAAGUGCGGGAAAACAAUACGGAAACAAAAGAAGAAGCACUGGAACAUAUUUCUGGCGGACAACAAUAAUAUUUGGAAAGCGCGAGGUACCUGAAUUGUCGGGAGAUGAUGCAGCGUUCGGGAAGGUUCCGCAGCUUCUGAGGGUGGACGGAACUAUUACCACCGAUCAUAAGGAGCAAGCAGAAGAACCUCUGACCAAUUCUUCGCGCCCCUGCCGGACAACAUUGACGAUGAAGGAAUUAGGCCACAAAGAGCGCAGAGGUGGAACGGCAGCUGUUGGACGCAAAGUCUUGGAAAGCCCCGGGCGAAGACGGUCUACCGGCGAUAGUGUGGAAGAUGACAUGGCCCGUGGUCAAGCACAGGGUCUUGGAGAUAUUCCAAGCGUCGCUGGAAGAAGGCACAUUGCCGAAGCAGUGGAGACAUGCGAAGAUUAUACCGCUCAAAAAGCCGAAUAG
This is a messenger RNA of Penicillium longicatenatum, 462 nucleotides long. Its product is annotated as reverse transcriptase. Lineage: Eukaryota; Fungi; Ascomycota; Eurotiomycetes; Eurotiales; Aspergillaceae. The record is from RefSeq and is a predicted model, not a curated record. Bases 1 to 462 code for a protein of 153 amino acids. The transcript is spliced from 2 exons.